AUGGAGUUUACUGGGGCACACGCCAUCCCAAAAGAGGAACAGAAAUCUCGAGUACCCCCAGGGACACCACGAGCCCCGGCGCGGGAUAUGUACCUGUCAUCCGCAAACGAACGAACAGCCGAGCUACUCAAAACAAAAAACCACAUCCUUGCCCAGCUCCACGAAGCCCAGCGCCUCCGUGAAAUAAAGGGCCUACUCUUAGAACCCAGCGAGCGCAGCUGGAUCGACCAAACCCUCGCAGACGUCGCAGAUGCAGUCCGCGAAGCAGCUAUCCUCAUCGAGCCCAUGCGCGUCGAGAGCGAGAUCCGAAAUGGAAAGCUCUCCUGGGGGCGGCAACUGCGCUGGAUCUAUCGAGACAGUAAACGCGCCAAAGUCAAAAGUCAACGGUUGUUGGCGUGCCACCAUAGCCUAAUGCUGGUCUUGGGUCAUCUCCAACGGGUGGAUAUCCUUGUGUCCCCUGUGUCCGAGUCACCCGUUGUGCAUGAGCUUGGGGCUGUUAGCCUGUCUACGAAUUCCACCUACAGCCUAUAUGAGCGACAGGGCACUUGGCCUGGAUCUAAUGGGCCGGCAAAGGAUACGCUAGAGGUCGUGGGGGCGAAAAGUCCCCUGAACUACGAGAUGCACGAUAUGUUAGCGUGGCGUCAGUCUAAGGGAGCAUUGAAUAAAUUGAAACAUCCUGUGGACUCUACCACGGAGGAACUUGAUGUUAGGACCUGA
Messenger RNA from Penicillium antarcticum, 717 nucleotides. RefSeq lists its product as uncharacterized. The transcript has a single exon. The coding region runs from base 1 to 717 and encodes 238 amino acids. The record is from RefSeq and is a predicted model, not a curated record. NCBI's taxonomy places the organism in Eukaryota, Fungi, Ascomycota, Eurotiomycetes, Eurotiales, Aspergillaceae.